Molecule: messenger RNA, 706 nt
Organism: Brienomyrus brachyistius
Lineage: Eukaryota; Metazoa; Chordata; Actinopteri; Osteoglossiformes; Mormyridae
Product: lectin-like
Exons: 6
Coding region: 40-558 (172 amino acids)
Source: RefSeq, a predicted model, not a curated record
UCUUCAAAGAGAGGUGCUGUGGGACUGAAGAGCCGAGACAUGAGGACUCCAAGCUUGCUGGGGGUUGCACUCCUCUGGCUGUUUGCCAUGCCUGCUGCAACGGAUGAUGACCAUCAACACCCCUCAAACUCGUGUGAUGGACAAUACAAGGACUGGACCCAAAUUGGCCAGGUGUGCGCAAAGUAUUUCAACACACCAAGCUCCUUCGCCGAUGCCGAGUCUGCUUGCAGGCAGGCAGCUUCAGGGGGUCACCUGGUCUCCGUGCACGAUGAACAAACAAAUGCGGCUGUCUUAGCCAUCGUGUUGAAAUACAACCCCUCCUCACCAAGGACCUGGAUGGGCGGUGAAAGGGUUGGUCAGUCGAGUACAUUCACCUGGACAGAUGGUUCUUCUUGGGAUUUCGAGAAAUGGGUUCCAGGUCAACCAAGUAACAGUGGAAAUCAUGAGAACUGUGUGGAGAUGAACUGGAAAAACUUGGGGCAAUGGAAUGAUGAUUGGUGCAUCAAACAGAAACCUUUCAUCUGCGCCUUCCAGUGGCAGCAUCAGCGGUUAGACUGAAGAAUGAUGGAAACACGCUACUGCGUCGCUUAUAAAAAUCAGGCAACGCAUGAAGAUUCAUGCAUGCAAAGUGCAAAAUGAGUAAAGAAUCGCAAAAUUUUAAAAUGCUUCACUGAGCUCAUGCAAAAUAAAAAAACUAUAUCAUGUG